Messenger RNA from Doryrhamphus excisus (bluestripe pipefish), 3408 nucleotides. RefSeq names its product WAS/WASL interacting protein family, member 2a (gene wipf2a). Gene Ontology annotation, molecular function: actin binding. The record is from RefSeq and is a predicted model, not a curated record. Lineage: Eukaryota; Metazoa; Chordata; Actinopteri; Syngnathiformes; Syngnathidae.
CCACUGAGCUGCCUCCCUCCAUUUUGUGUCGUUCGUUUCCGGGCUUCCGAGAAGGCUGUGAUAAAACAGCCAGCCAAGAGGAUGGCGCUUGUCGCGCGUCCAGAGUGGGGUUAAAGUUUUCCGUUUCUAAGCCAAAGUUGAAAAGUUGCUUUCGAACGUUUAGCGUAGUUUUUCAAAACGGCGCGGCGCCACCCCAAAGACGUUCUGCGGCCAAAACUUGUCGCUGCCCGGAGCGCCGACACUUGACAGCUGGAAGUAAACAGCUCCGUGCUAACUAGCUAGCUUCACUUAGCUCUAAGCUAACCUGCUAGCUGUACCUAGCUCUAGGCUAACCGCCUCUGGCAGAGGGGGGCUAUCUCAGCGGGCGUCGUUAGCCGGCUAACCUGGGUGUUUUUCGGUUGCCUUCAGCUGCGUUGCCUGCGCUCCGCCAGAGGCCUGACGUCUUAUGAAGCUCGUCGCUCAGCUUCAGCGAAGGAUUGCCACAACGACACUUUCCAUUCAUGUUGUUUUGGGCAACGCUGUCUAGCCACCUCGUCAUCGAAUUCGGGAGUGUGAGCGUAUCGUCCCAGCAGAGAAACUGAGGUGUCAUUGAAUCCGCGCAGGAAAGUGCCAACAGAGGGACAGGAUGCCCAUUCCUCCCCCUCCCCCGCCUCCCCCGGGGCCCCCGCCCCCGCCUACCUUCGGUCAGGCGAACACCACUCCUCCCAAGCUGAGCUCGUCUGAGGCCAAAGGCAGAGGAGCGCUGCUGUCCGACAUCUGCAAAGGCACCAGGCUGAAGAAAGUGGGCGUGGUCAACGACCGCAGCGCCCCUGUUUUGGAGCAAUCUGGAGGAGGAGGAGGAGGUGGUCAUGGAGGCGGAGGCCCAAUGGGAAUGGGGGGUCUUUUCCAAGGAGGUGUGCCAAAGUUGCGUCCAGUUGGAGAUGGUUCGUCAGGGGGUUCGGUGGGCAGAUCCGCCUUGAGGCCCCCGGUGUCCCGGCCUUCUGCUCCUCGCCCCCCCACCGGCCGCUCUGUUUCACCCUCCCCGCCGGAGCACCAGCGCUCCCACCGGCCCUCGCUGCCUGACAUCACUCGCCCCCCCACCACCAGCAGUAACUCCUCCUCGUCCUCCGGCGGCGGGAUGAAGCACAGCACGUCAGCUCCGCCCCCUCCCCCGCCGUUCACCAGGGGUGCCCGUGGAAACGCCCCGCCCACUCCCAGCCAAAAGGCGUCGGGGCUAUCGUCGGCGCAGAGCAGAGAGAAGCCCCUCCCUCCCACGCCAAACAGAGGCCCUGCCCCUACCAGCGCCAGUAAGCUCUCGUCAUCCUCCAGCAGACCCCCCACCAGCGGCUCGUCGGCUCCACCUCCUCCGCCGCCGUACAGGAUGCACACCGGCCUGUCCAACGGCCCCUCCCACCCCGACGGGGGAGGAGCUCCCGAGCUUCCACAGAGGCACAACUCCCUGACUAAGAAAAACACGUCGGGGAGUGGUGGCCAAGGACGCAACCACGCCCCUCCCCCUCCUCCCUCGUCAUCGCCAUCGCUGCAGCAAGGUAGCAGACCGCCGCCUCCCGCCAGAGAGCCCCCGAGCCGCCGAGCAGCUCCCCAGGUGCCCCUCUCCAGCGCUCGCAACGGCAACCGGGACGCUCCGCCCCCGCCGCCCCCGUACCGUGGCCAGAGCACCGCGGUCUCAGAGUCUCUCAGCCGAGCGGGCAAACCUCCGCCUCCCACCUUUUCCUCCUCGUCCUCCUCCUCAUCGUCAUCCACCUCCUCCCGCACUCCCGCCGGACCCCCUCCGCCGCCCCCUCCCAUCCGGAACGGCCAUUCCUCCAUCUCCUCCUCCAAGUCCAUCUUGGAUGAUUUUGAAUCCAAGUUCAACUUCCAUCCAAUGGAUGACCUUCCGCCUCCAGAGGAGUACCGUCAUUUCAACAAGGUCUACCCCAGCAAGAGCAGUAAGACCUUGUUGAGAGGAGCACCCCCAGCACCGCCGGUGGGGAGGUGAACGGACCUCAGCUCAGGACUUGAACUCUCAUCAGCCAAGCGGGCGAGUGGUCGUCUAGUCUGGUGGGGAGGGGGGGUCCAAACACACACAUAUACACAACACACACAACACACACAACACACACACAAGCCGAGCACCAGCCUAGUCAACACGCCGCCACGCCGCUGUGACGAGCUUCUGUCUUUGACGCGAGACAUCAGAACCACUCAUGGACGCCACGUCUCCCUGCUGACAGCUUUUGUCUGGCGUCGCAUAUCGGGACCAAAAACUCUCCGAGCUUCCGUAUCUUUUUUGUUUCCUGCAUGUUGGUCUCGUCUUGAUUGAUUGGCUUGGUUGGGUGUCCCGUACGGGUGAUCAUGCAUGAACGUGCGUCUGCAGCCGGCUUUUCUUUUUUUUUCCAUUUCUACCGAGUCACCGUUUCUCCAGCAGCGGCCGAUGGUGCGCUUGGAACGACCAUGUGCCAAAAGUGGGCGGAGUUAAGUGAACCAUGCUGUAAGUGUAACUAACGAUGAUUCCUGCCAACACGUGACGAUGCGUCGUCUGCUUGUUGGUCUCAUUGCAUUCCGAGGUGGGGAAGGGGGGGUUGUAUUUCCUGCUUUGACACCCCUCCGCCCCCACUUUUUUUAUUUUAAUUUUGUUUUGGGGGGCAUUAUUCUCAUUUCCGUCUUUUGGUAGAUGUUGCACACAGAGGCUAGCAGGGACGCAUGAAGCCCGUUUAUGCACUUCGGGGACACGUGACGUAACAUGUGUCCUCACAGACCGGUCGUGGACACGGCAGAAGCCUCUCACUUUGAAUGCAUUCACUGGGCCGCCAUCAUAAGGGAUUGUUUUUUUUUUUGCAGAAAAUGAUCAGCUGGUUUUACUAUGCAAGAAUUUGUACACAUCAUAGUUGCUAACCAAAAAAAGAAAGAAAACACUAAAGUGCCAGAGGGUUGGAGCUGAUGGAGCUUCUUUACGUCACUUUCACUUAUCAUGAAGCAUCAAGCGUGACUCUAAAAAACACUAACGUCAUCCUAGUCGCACCGAGACUCAGCUGUGAAGCUAGAAUAUUAUAAAAAAAAAAUAUUAAAAAAAAACACUUUACUGGUCUUUGCCUUACACACUUGUCCCAUCGGUACCAGUGCUUUGACUUUUAUUAUUUUUUUAAAGUGAAUAAAUAAAUAAGAUCCGAGUCUAUUUGCAAAUGUAUAUUUACAUAGAAUAUGAUAAUCCUAGUUAUUAAUGCUCUAUUUUUUGUCUUGUAAAAAGAGUGUAAUAUAGGAAAGAGAGAGAAGGUGAAGAUUUGAAAAUGAGCUUGUGUGGAUGUUGGAGCGCCGUCACUCAAACCAGCCGAGGGGAGCAUUUUUACAAUGUCUCAUUUCCUGUUAAUCACAUCUUUUUAUCACUUGAAAACAUUUUCAAUAAAUAUAUUCCUGUUGGGGAAAAGGGUG